UGGCCGUUACGUUCGGGGCAACGGCUACGGCAGUGGAGAAGUAAGAAGAGAAACAACGUCUGGUGCUUCCGCCUUCGCUUAGGAGGAGGAGGAGCUGGUAGGGAAAAGAAAGUGAUUCGCCCUGGGCCUGAACUAGACCGAGUCGGGCCGGCGGGGGUCUGGCUAUGAGCCUUUGAGGGUCGCUUGGGACGCGGAGCGAGACUCGAGAGCCGAGAACUAUGUCUCAGCCGCCGCCGCCGCCUCCGCUGCCGCCGCCUCCUCCUCCCCCAGAGGCUCCGCAGACUCCGCCGUCCCUGCCGGCGACGGCGGCGGCUGCUCCGGGAGUGCUCUCGAAGCGGAGAGACCGGAGAAUCCUCUCCGGGAGCUGCCCGGAUCCGAAGUGCCAGGCGCGUCUGUUCUUCCCGGCCUCCGGUUCUGUCAGCAUCGAGUGUACCGAGUGCGGACAGCGGCACGAGCAGCAACAGCUGCUGGGGGUGGAGGAGGUGACCGACCCGGACGUAGUGCUGCACAACCUGCUGCGGAACGCGCUGCUCGGGGUGACAGGGGCACCCAAGAAAAACACGGAAUUGGUAAAGGUGAUGGGCCUUUCCAACUACCACUGCAAGUUGCUGUCGCCCAUCUUAGCUCGCUACGGAAUGGACAAGCAGACGGGCCGGGCUAAGCUUCUCCGGGACAUGAACCAGGGCGAACUGUUCGAUUGCGCUUUACUGGGGGACCGCGCCUUCCUCAUCGAACCGGAGCAUGUGAACACGGUGGGCUAUGGCAAGGACCGCUCCGGAAGCCUCCUGUAUUUGCAUGACACGCUUGAGGACAUCAAGCGGGCCAAUAAAAGUCAGGAAUGCCUCAUUCCAGUGCAUGUGGAUGGGGAUGGACACUGCCUGGUGCAUGCUGUGUCCCGGGCUCUAGUAGGCCGGGAGCUCUUCUGGCAUGCCUUGAGAGAGAAUCUUAAACAGCACUUUCAGCAGCACCUGGCCCGAUAUCAAGCCCUGUUCCAUGACUUCAUUGAUGCCGCUGAGUGGGAGGACAUUAUCAAUGAGUGUGACCCUCUGUUUGUACCACCUGAGGGUGUUCCCUUGGGCCUGAGGAACAUCCACAUAUUUGGCCUUGCCAACGUGCUGCAUCGCCCUAUUAUUCUGUUAGAUUCACUCAGUGGCAUGCGAAGCUCUGGUGAUUAUUCAGCCACCUUUCUGCCAGGGCUCAUCCCUGCAGAGAAGUGCACUGGGAGAGAUGGUCAUUUGAACAAACCCAUCUGUAUUGCCUGGAGUAGCUCUGGUAGAAACCAUUAUAUCCCCUUGGUAGGCAUAAAAGGGGCUGCUUUGCCCAAACUGCCAAUGAAUUUGCUUCCUAAAGCAUGGGGUGUGCCUCAGGACCUCAUUAAGAAGUACAUCAAACUUGAGGAGGACGGUGGUUGUGUUAUUGGAGGAGACAGAAGUUUGCAGGAUAAAUACUUACUUAGGCUUGUUGCUGCUAUGGAAGAAGUCUUUAUGGACAUACACGGUAUCCAUCCUAGUUUGGUGGCUGACGUCCAUCAGUAUUUCUACAGGAGGACAGGGGUGAUAGGAGUUCAGCCUGAAGAAGUCACAGCAGCUGCUAAAAAAGCAGUAAUGGAUAAUCGCCUUCACAAAUGUUUGCUCUGUGGUGCCCUUUCUGAACUUCAUGUUCCUCCAGAGUGGUUGGCUCCGGGAGGGAAACUGUAUAACCUGGCGAAAAGUACUCAUGGACAGCUGAGGCCUGACAAAAAUUAUAGCUUUCCCUUGAACAAUUUGGUUUGCUCAUAUGAUUCAGUGAAAGAUGUUCUGGUACCAGACUACGGAUUGAGUAACCUGACAGCUUGUAAUUGGUGCCACGGCACAUCUGUGCGAAGAGUCAGAGGAGAUGGAUCUAUUGUGUAUUUGGAUGGGGACAGAACUAAUGCUAGGUCCACUGGUGGCAAAUGUGGUUGUGGAUUCAAACAUUUUUGGGAUGGUAAGGAGUAUGACAAUCUACCAGAAGCUUUUCCUAUUACUUUGGAAUGGGGUGGAAGAGUGGUCAGAGAAACAGUAUAUUGGUUCCAGUAUGAAAGUGAUGCGUCUUUGAAUAGUAAUGUUUACGAUGUUGCCAUGAAACUUGUUACCAAGCACUUUCCCGGUGAAUUUGGGAGUGAAAUCCUAGUUCAGAAAGUUGUCCACACUAUAUUGCAUCAGACUGCCAAAAAGAAUCCUGAUGAUUAUACUCCUGUAAAUAUAGAUGGUGCUCAUGCCCAAAGAGUUGGAGACGUACAAGGACAAGAGUCAGAGUCCCAGCUCCCAACUAAAAUUAUUCUUACCGGACAGAAAACAAAAACUUUGCACAAGGAGGAGUUAAACAUGAGUAAGACUGAAAGAACUAUUCAACAGAACAUUACGGAACAGGCUUCUGUAAUGCAAAAACGGAAAACAGAGAAGUUAAAACAAGAACAAAAGGGGCAGCCCAGGACUGUUUCUCCCAGUACCGUUCGUGAUGGUCCUUCCUCUGCACCUGCCACCCCUACCAAGGCUCCCUAUUCACCAACCACUUCUAAGGAGAAGAAGAUCCGAAUAACAACUAAUGAUGGACGACAGUCCAUGGUUACACUUAAGUCUUCAACAACGUUUUUUGAACUUCAGGAAAGCAUAGCCAGAGAAUUCAGCAUUCCUCCAUAUUUACAGUGUAUUCGAUAUGGCUUUCCUCCUAAAGAGUUAAUGCCACCCCAGGCAGGAAUGGAAAAGGAGCCAGUUCCUUUACAGCAUGGUGACAGAAUUACAAUAGAGAUUCUAAAAAGUAAAGCCGAAGGGGGUCAGUCUGCGGCAGCACACUCGACCCACACUGUGAAACAAGAAGAGAGUGGUGUCACUGGUAAACUGUCAUCUAAGGAACUUCAGGAGCAAGCUGACAAAGAAAUGUACUCCUUGUGUCUUUUAGCAACGUUAAUGGGAGAAGAUGUAUGGUCUUAUGCAAAGGGGCUUCCUCACAUGUUCCAGCAGGGUGGCGUAUUCUACAAUAUUAUGAAGAAAACCAUGGGUAUGGCUGAUGGCAAGCAUUGCACUUUUCCACAUCUGCCUGGCAAAACCUUUGUCUAUAAUGCUUCUGAAGAUAGGCUGGAGUUGUGUGUGGAUGCUGCAGGACAUUUCCCCAUCGGUCCUGAUGUCGAAGAUUUAGUCAAAGAGGCUGUAAGUCAGGUUCGAGCAGAGGCUACGACAAGAAGUAGGGAGUCAAGUCCCUCACAUGGGUUAUUAAAACUAGGUAGUGGUGGAGUAGUGAAAAAGAAAUCCGAGCAGCUUCAUAACAUAACUGCGUUUCAGGGAAAAGGGCAUUCUCUAGGAACUGCAUCCAGUACCCCACACCUUGAGCCAAGAGCUAGGGAAACUCCAGUUGUAAGGAAGCAGACCACAGGGACACACUUUAGUAGUUCCAUUAAAACAGAGCCUUCUGUAUUCACAGCUGCUCCUAGUAACAGUGAGCUUAUUCGAAUAGCUCCUGGAGUAGUUACAAUGAGAGACAGCAGGCAGCUUGAUCCUGAUAUGGUUGAGGCCCAGCGAAAAAAAUUGCAGGAAAUGGUUUCUUCCAUUCAGGCGUCUAUGGACAAGCACUUGCGGGAUCAAAGUACAGAGCCGUCACCGUCUGAUCUUCCUCAAAGGAAAGUUGAAGUUGUGAGUUCUUCCGUGAAAUCUGGGAGUCUUCAGACUGGCGUACCUGAAUCUUUUUCUCUAACUGGUGGCACUGAAAAUUUGAACACGGAAACAACUGAUGGCCGUGUGGCGGAGGCCCUGGGAGCAGCAUUUGCUACAAGGUCAAAAGCACAAAAGGGAAAUUCCGUGGAGGAGCCUGAAGAGAUGGAUAGUCAAGAUGCUGAGAUGACAAACACAACUGAGCCAAUGGAUCACUCUUGAUUUAAUUAGAGGCUAAUAAAGGCAGAAUGUUUAUUGUGAACAUGUAGUAUUUGUUGGCUGGGCCACAUAACUUGAUUAGUCAUUAAAAAUCUUGUACGUAUAUAAUUCAGAGAUUAUAUCUUGUUAUUCAGUGCAUGAUAGCAAGUGUGUGAUUGGCAAUAGCUUUUAAUAUACUGCUGCCCAGGCUGGCUCUGAAUUCCUAUAAAUUAGUUACUAGAUCUGCAGAGAUGACUUUCUUCCAUAUAUGUGGUUCACUGUAAUUUUAAUUCCAUGAAAGUCUUAAUGUUUAAAACAUGAAAAUUCUCUUGCUACAUCUGUUUGAUUUCUGAAAAGGCUAGGGCUGGGGGAAAUAAGAUUUUGCUAAUGCUGAUGUCAUCAGGGUAACCAUUCCACAUAUUUAUUAGCGUGUCAAAGGAUUUAUGUAAAUUUGAAGGUUAUCUGAAUUGUAUCUUGAAAUUCAUAAAAGGAUAUAUUAGACACUGGGAUCCUGACACUUCUGUGAACAUGAACACAUUCAUAGAGAUACAUAUUCUUGGUGAAACUAUCUUGAGGAUGUAGUGUAAUGAUAGAACAUUUUGCUGAUUUGAGCAAGGAUAGGGGAAGAUAACUAUUCUAGAAUGAUAAAGUCAAUGUGAUUCAGUACUGUUGCUGUCUGAGCCAACACAGCCAAUUGUGUGCUCUGUUGUUGAUAAUAUGUUACCAUUAUUUUGAAUCUUGGCCUGGUCAAGUACUACCAGAUUUUUGUCCUUUAAUCUUGCAUAAAAGUUGAUUGCAAAGUGUGGUAGAAAAUAAUAAAAAUAAUGGUAGCAGUAGUUAAUCUCUAAUUUUCAGAGUUUGUCAGAUUCACAGAGCAUUUAUAAAUAAGAAUUUAUCUUUAUGAAUGAGUUACAUUGUUCUACAAUUUUGAUCAAUGGUAUUUAAGCUUGUAUAUGCUAAAUGUAUUUGAGCCCCUUUGAACCAAAAAUGUUUCCCUUUUUUCUUAGAAUCCAUAAGAUUUUCUUCAUUUGUUGGCUUCACUUGGAUUUGGAUGCAAAUUUGACUGCGUCAUACCCUGAUCAACCGGGCAUUUGCUUAAAUAGUGUAUUCAUCAAAUCUUUAGUGCCAGUUUCCUCAAGAAGCAGCUUUCAUGUUUACUCCUUAAAGAAUGUUUAUCCUGAGACUGGUAUUGCACUAUUUUAUCCUAUUCUGCAAAUCUGUAUUCUGAAAUGUACACGUUAAUCCAUCUUUUUUUCCUCUGUUCGCUGAAAUUAAGUUGAAUUUGAAUGGAUGAAAGACAAAAUGUAUGUUAAUACAAUCUCUUAUCUAGAGCA
Messenger RNA from Kogia breviceps (pygmy sperm whale), 5197 nucleotides. It is a transcript of the gene VCPIP1, whose product is annotated as valosin containing protein interacting protein 1. The record is from RefSeq and is a predicted model, not a curated record. Gene Ontology annotation, molecular function: cysteine-type deubiquitinase activity. Lineage: Eukaryota; Metazoa; Chordata; Mammalia; Artiodactyla; Physeteridae. Gene Ontology annotation, biological process: Golgi reassembly; endoplasmic reticulum membrane fusion; protein ubiquitination.